AUGCAGCAUCACGUACGUCCAUUCACAUCAAGAUGUCAACUAAAUACAGUAAUAUUGCGAUGUUUUCACGAUCGUUGCGCCGUCCCACGAGUUGUCGAUGAUCCAGAGGAAAAAAUGCAUCCAAUAACAGAUGUCGGAUAUAGAUAUAGGUACCAUCGACCAGGUAUUGAUCCUUUGCCGCGUCUACCGAACUGCAAGGUACCAGUACAUAAGCCUGAUUAUAAAGUACGUGAUUGCUGGUCUACGGCACAAGCAAGGUUUGGUGAGAAUGACUAUAUCGACUUGUUAGGUGAUGGUAGUAUCCACCCAGCUCAGCUACAGUAUCACGUUCCAGCUUGGCUUCGUGGCUUUCCAGGUCAACAUCGGGCCAACGAAUUGGUGAAACUAAUUCAUUUUCGGAAUUUGCAUAAGGAAAAGAUGCAAAUCAAUUCACCUCGACGGUGGUAUGAUCUACAGAAAAGAAUCAAAUAUUUGCUUCAGAAGCAUAAUUACUACAAACAGGAUGAGUUGAGAGAUGAACGAGAUUUGGGAUUAUGGGAGGAGAAACCGGACUAUUUCUACAAGGACAAAUCCAGAAGGAGCUAUCAGGACCUCGUUUAA
Messenger RNA from Cercopithifilaria johnstoni, 600 nucleotides. The record is from the annotation of a GenBank genome assembly. NCBI's taxonomy places the organism in Eukaryota, Metazoa, Nematoda, Chromadorea, Rhabditida, Onchocercidae.